GACGCGUCUUUCCUCUACGACGAUAUUAACGAGACUAAAAUCGAAAUGGUAUUUCACCUGCGUGCGCGAGAGCGUCACGAAAAUUUCGAAAGACGAACGAUUUCGUUGUAGGAGCUCGAGAGACAGGCGAUGGAACAAUACAAGUGUUGCGGAGGAAACGUACAGGAGGAAGCAGGAGUUUCGCGUGCGCUGAUGAACGAUAAAGAUGCCUGCGAGAGUUUUAAACAAAAUUUUAGAGAAGAAAAUUGCUACGAUGGGGAGAAAUGUUCCGGUUUUGGACGAUGCAGUCCAAUGCAUACAGACGAGAAGAAAGAAGGUUCAAUGAUUUUUCUUGUUAAUUUGAUAUUGACAAAACGAUACAUCAAAAGGAACGUAAAAUAGUAAAUCAAUAAUUUAUUUAAUAAUCGUAGAUGAUUUUCGGGAAAACACGGAUUAUUUUGUACAAACAGAAAAUAAUAAUGAAUCCAGUAUCCCUGGUCGAUCUUUGUCGGAUAAAAAUAGUCGAUCGAACAUUCUAUCAAAAAGUUUAUCUACGUUGUCUGAAGAAAUAUCUCGUAAAUCGAAAAACACAGCUAAGGGUGCAUCAGGUGAUGAAAUGAACAGAAAUGUCCGGGCAUCGUCAAAAAGGCGUCUGAUACUGGUGUCACCCUUCGAGAAAGAAUCAGAAGCCAAAUUAACAAGAUCAACCGAUCUAGAAGAAUUUUACUGUAUAACGCAAGCGAAUAAAAAUAUUUUCGGCUAUUACAAUAACUCAAAAGUGGGGAAAAUUGGCGGUGGAGAUGAGAAUAUAACUAUCGUUCAAUCACCCAGGACAGAAGUCUGGCUCUCAGGUUUUUGGACCACGUGAAGAUCGGAUCUUCAGGAAGACCAUCGUGGAAGGAAUGAACCUUAGCGGGUUAAAUUCAUUGAAGAACGC
Bombus terrestris (buff-tailed bumblebee) is the source of this 916-nucleotide messenger RNA. RefSeq lists its product as uncharacterized. The record is from RefSeq and is a predicted model, not a curated record. The transcript has 3 exons. Lineage: Eukaryota; Metazoa; Arthropoda; Insecta; Hymenoptera; Apidae. Bases 596 to 847 code for a protein of 83 amino acids.